ACCUCCCUUCCAUCUCACCAACCGAACCAAGUGGUCGAGAAAAUUCACCAAAGAAAAAAAAAAAACCUUAAAAAAAAGAAAUGGGGAGCGAGAAGGGGGUGGUGCUUCUGGACUUCUGGGUGAGCCCAUUCGGCCAGCGGGUCAGGAUCGCGCUCGCCGAGAAAGGGGUCGAGUACGAGUACAGCGAGCAGAGCCUCGCCGAGAAGAGCCCGCUGCUGCUCAAAUCCAACCCCGUCCACAAAAAGAUCCCCGUUCUGAUCCACGACGGCAAGCCCAUAUGCGAGUCCCUCGUGAUCGUCCAGUACAUCGACGAGGUCUGGGCCGACAAAAAAGCCCCGAUCUUGCCCAAGGAUCCCUACGCUAGGGCCCAGGCCAGGUUCUGGGCUGAUUUUAUCGACAAGAAGAUAUACGAAUGCGGCACGAGGCUGUGGAAACUCAAGGGGGAAGCUCAGGAGGAAGCGAAGAAGGAAUUCAUCGACAUCUUGAAACUCCUGGAGUCCGAGCUCGGCGACAAGAACUUCUUCGGCGGCGACUCGUUCGGUUUCGUCGACAUCGCCCUCGUGCCCUUCACCGCCUGGUUCUACUCCUACGAGACCUGCGCGAACUUCAGCGUCGAGAAGGAAGCCCCGAAGCUGGUCGCUUGGGGGAAGAGGUGCACGGAGAGGGAGAGCGUCGCGAAGUCUCUUCAUGAUCCUCGGAAGGUUUAUGAGUUUGUGUGCUUUCUCAAGAAGAGGUUUGGUAUUGAGUAAAAGGGUUCGGAGUGAAGGCUAUUAUGAGCAGUCAGUCUUGUAGUUCGAGUGCGAGGGGAACUUUGCUUUAGCCUUGUGGUCUCAUUUAAUUUCUGGUCUGCUUCCAUGGGUUGAGCUGUGUGAUUGCGUGAUCAUGUAUCUUUGAUUUGUGUGUUCAAACUGCGUUGAUCAGUGUAGUCACUUAUUAUAGUACGUAAUAAUAAUCCAUUUGCUUUCUACU
Asparagus officinalis (garden asparagus) is the source of this 969-nucleotide messenger RNA. Its product is annotated as probable glutathione S-transferase parA. Gene Ontology annotation, biological process: glutathione metabolic process. The transcript has 2 exons. The record is from RefSeq and is a predicted model, not a curated record. Gene Ontology annotation, molecular function: glutathione transferase activity. Bases 81 to 749 code for a protein of 222 amino acids. Gene Ontology annotation, cellular component: cytoplasm. Lineage: Eukaryota; Viridiplantae; Streptophyta; Magnoliopsida; Asparagales; Asparagaceae.